Trachemys scripta elegans is the source of this 3974-nucleotide messenger RNA. RefSeq names its product B cell linker (gene BLNK). The transcript has 26 exons. Gene Ontology annotation, biological process: cell surface receptor protein tyrosine kinase signaling pathway; intracellular signal transduction. The record is from RefSeq and is a predicted model, not a curated record. The coding region runs from base 117 to 1985 and encodes 622 amino acids. Lineage: Eukaryota; Metazoa; Chordata; Testudines; Emydidae. Gene Ontology annotation, cellular component: cytoplasm.
AGGGAGUGUUUGCAGCAGGAUAGCAGAUACAAGAAACGGCUCUUACUUUAGUUUACUUGGAAUCGGCUCUAAUAUGCAUGUCUGGAAAAAAAAUUAUCUGUGUUUGCAGAUGGUGAAUGUCAGUGAAGCAAAGCAUUUACUGUCACCAGAAACAGAUCAAAUCUUCCUCACCGGAUAGCAAAAUGGCCACAAAACUACCCCUUCGAGAGGAAUGUGAGAAUUGGACAACUCUUCAAGUUGCAGAUCUCCUAAGACAGAUUCGAAUGCCUGAAUCUGCAGCAGUAGUGGAAAAAUUUGACAUUAAUGGAGCUAAAUUUUUGAAUAUAUCAGAAUAUGAGUUGAACAAAUUCAAUAUAAUGCACCAGCCGCAGCUUCAAAAGAUGGUACAUGAUAUCAAGAAAAAUGAAACUGGAAUAAUGAGCAAAUUCAAAAAGUUCCAAAAUGAACAAGUGGCCUUAAUUUGCAAAACUGGGAAAAAUACUUGGGAUCGGCUAAAAAAUAAACCCCCACCAAGUGUACCACAAAGGGAUUAUGCUUCAGAACAUGCAGAGGAUGAAGAUGAACAAUGGUCUGAUGAUUUUGACAGCGAUUAUGAAAAUCCAGAUGCCCACUCUGAUUCAGAGAUGUAUGUGGUCCCGAGUGAAGAGAACUGUGAUGACAGUUAUGAGCCCCCUCCAACUGAGCAAGAGAAAAAGAAGAUUCCUUCAUCAUUUUCAUUUUCAAGGGGAGAAUACGCAGACAAUCGCAUUACCCACCAGGAGCCACUGCCAAGCAGGCCAAGUCAGUCUUUAAUUAAACCGAAGAAACCAUCUAAGCCAUCUCUGCCAUCAUCAUCUGCCACUCUGAAACCAAAAGUGCCACCCAAGACCAAAGAGUUCCAUGAGGAUGAGGAUGAUUAUAUCGUGCCUGUAGAUGAUGAAGAUAACUACAUUGAACCUACGGAAGGCAGUACUUCACAAUCUACAAAACCUCCUAUAAACAGAUCUGUCAAGCCAACAAAGCCAGUUCUUCCUAGCUCUGCCAAGUCCUCUCCUGCUCCUGCGUCUCCUUUCGUGCAAGACGUCUAUGAGGUUCCUGAAGAAGAGGAAAAACCGUCACCACCAACAAGCAGGAACACUAAACCUCUUCCUCCCAAGCCUGUUCAGAGUACAGGAGGACGUUCCCACAUGCUCAGCUCAGCCAAAGAAUCCUCUAAACCAGACACUUCCAGAAAUAUUCUUCCUCUUCCCAGAAACCAUCCUCAGCAAAAAGCAGAGCACGAUAGGAAUGAAGAACAUAAUGAUGAAAAUCACAGCAGCAGUGGAGCUCAGGAUUCCAAAUUUCCCUCUGUUGCAAUUCCAUCACCAUUACCAAGGGCAAUAAAGAAGACACCUAAUCCAGUAAAACCACCAAAACCAAGUUUACCACACAAAGAGAAUUUAAGUGUUACUGAAGAGAAACCUACAGCCGCUGAACGGCGACGAGGUCCCAACCAAGAGCUCCCACUUCCACCCCUACCAACAACAGCCCAAAAGCCAUUACUUCAAAAGCCACCAGCCCUACCAAAAUCGCUAGACACUGCAAACCGCACAAUGGGCACUCUUCCACGCAGCAGUAUUUCAGCUAGUUUGGAUACUACAGACCAGGAUGCUGGUGUUCAUGAUAAAGCAUGGUAUGCAGCUUAUUGUGAUCGAAAAACUGCAGAAGAUGCAUUAUACAAAUCAAAUAAGGAUGGAUCUUUUCUGAUAAGGAAGAGUUCUGGUCAGGAUUCAAAGCAGCCAUACACACUAGUUGUGUUUUACAACAAAAAAGUGUAUAAUAUCCCUGUACGAUUUAUUGAAACAACUAAACGAUAUGCACUGGGCAGAGAAAAAACUGGCGAGGAGCGCUUCACAAGUGUUGCUGAAAUAAUAGAGAAUCAUCAGCAUACACCCCUGGUUUUAAUCGACAGCCACAACAACACAAAAGAUUCCACCAAACUGAAACAUAUUGUUAGAGUUUCAUAAUUACACUGAACUGUAAGAAGAUCAAGAUUUUUAUAUGUAUUUUUCCAACUUCCCAAAGUUUCUGGAUCAAGUAUUUUAAACAAAAAAAAAAUUAAAAUUCAAUAUGUUCAAAGAACUACAUCUACUACAGCUCACUGUUUUCAAUAAAGCAAUUCGUUUGCAAGAUCCAGAGCUCUUGAAAGUAGAAUGACUAUAACUAAGAAAUGGACCACUGUAUGCAACCAGACAAGGAUAGUAUGUUGCACCAUGUUUGGUAUUUCAAGAUGUGAAUGGAUUAGCACUGCCCAGAGCUCUACUCCGACUGUCUGAUUCAUGAGGUUUUUGGUUGUAUUUUUAAUGUGCAAAUAAAAUGUAACAAUACUAUAAAAUGAAUAAUGUACAGUAAUAUUACUGGUUGAUAUUUACUAUUGUACUUCUAACUGCUGUCAGAAUACUUUAGUAUAGCUUGUGUUUAUUUUAGUGUGAAUAUUAUCUUUGCAUGAACUGCUUCAUACAUUCUAUUGUUACAACAAAUAUCAAUGUACAGUUUGCUCAUAUGCCUGUAUUUUUUUCCCCCAUGUAUAUUUUUAGCUAGACAGUUUUCUCAAAUGCCUGUCUGCAAAUUGUUACCUGUAGGAUUCAGAGCUUACUGUAGGAACACCAGAUUCCUUCAUUGCUAAAUAUUACUUAAACACUACAUUCUUGGGCAAUCAAGAGGGAAAUUGAAGCAGGAUUACUACAGUGCCAUGCUGCAGGCUGGCAUGUUCCAGGAUCACCACCUGUACAAUUCCAGCAUCUGCCACUAGUAGAUACAAGAGACAAGAUGGGUGAGGUAAUAUCGUUUAUUGGACCAACUUCUUUAGGUGAAAGGUACAAGCUUCCAAGCUACACCGAGCUCUUCUUCAGGUCUGGAAAAGAUAAUCAGCGUCCCAGCUAGAAACAAGGUGGGACAGAUUUUUUUAGUUUAAGGGAUAAACAGCUGUUGCAGGAGAUCCUUUAAGAUGAAGUGGGCAAUUAACACCUCUGCAGUCAUAGGACAAAGGAGGGUUAGUGGGUUACAGACUGUUGCCAUGAGUAAAAUAAGUAUCUCUGUUGAGUCCAUGAUUUUUUGAAUCUAGCCAAGUUACGAGUUGAAGCUCCCAGUCAUGACAUCAGCUGUUUUCAUCAGAUACCAAGUCUAGUGGGUUCUAAAUAUAUUUUAAGUUGUUUUUAGUCUGACAUCGGAGGACAUAGUAAUUAUCUGUUCAGAUAUCUUCCAUAUUACAAUGCAAUACAAAAAAAGUACUCCAGUUGACUUUAAGAAUAAUUAAUGCAUAGAUAAAUGUUGAAUCAGUGAACAAUAAUUUUAGGGCUAAAAGUAAGGCUUAAUUUUAAGGAAGACAAAUGCAGUACUCAACCUGCUUUUAGUUCCAGAGCUCAGGGAGGAUGUGGAACCAUCUCACUUACUUAUUCAUAUUAACAUGCAAGAAUUAGAGUACUUGAUGUCUGUCUGAUACUAAAAUUGCAGCAGAAUGACCAAAUAGUGUAAUUUAUUCCUGCCAGUACUGUUCUUUGAAAGACAGGGGAGCUCACAUUCUCAAAAUUCAAAAGCUGAGACAAAACUACAUUCCCUUCUCUCUAAAACCACCCCUAGUAGGCAAGUUGUAAAAAAAUAGAAAAACUGGAUGCUGAUGUCACAAUAGCUCUGGAACAAACAGAUACUAAAAAACUUUUUAGAGAAGUUGUUUGUUAUACUUUGUGUAUUGCUAUUGUAACAAAGAAUAUACAAUGGGCCAAAUUCUAGGCCCACUAAGGUCACUUUGCACAUCUGGAAUGGCAGGAGCACAGUGCUGUUAAGAUUUUAGCCCAAAGCAUUUAGUUAUUCUCCAGAUUUUCCUAACAGGAGAAAUUCUAGCCCCAUACCUGUAAGCAGUUACCAUCCACUCCCAAGUGUGCUAAGAUUUUAAUGUCUGUCUCUUUAUAUACAUAUACACACUAUAUACAAAUUACAUUAAAAGAAUGUUAAAGUUA